CCAAACUCACUUCACUUCACUCUCUCUACUGUUCUUUUUAUUUAUUUUCUUUUCCAUCAACUAAACUGACUCUCUCUCUCUCUCUGACAUUUGGAGCCAUUUUCUCUAUUCAUCUCUAGCUAGCUAGCUAGGUCUCCAAGAAGAUUGAUGCAAUAAUGUUAAUAAACUGCACCACAAACAUUCCAUCCAUGCCUCAGCAUCCCAAAGAUGAGCAAAAGACACUAGUUUUCGACGCUUCUCUGCUCCAAAACGAACUCAACAUUCCAUCACAGUUCAUAUGGCCAGACCACGAAAGGCCUUCCCCGGGAGUGCCGGAACUGGCCGUCCCCAUCGUCGACUUGGGCGGCUUCCUCUCCGGCGACACGGCGGCGGCCUCCCACGCGGCGAGGCUCGUAGGCGAGGCCUGCCUGAAGCAUGGGUUCUUCUUAGUCGUCAACCAUGGAGUCGAUGCCUCGCUCAUAGCCGAGGCUCAUCGUUGCAUGGACUCUUUCUUCAAGCUCCCGCUCUGUGAGAAGCAAAGGGCUCAAAGGAAAACUGGAGAGAGCUGCGGAUAUGCGAGCAGUUUCACGGGAAGGUUUUCCUCCAAGCUGCCAUGGAAAGAAACCCUUUCUUUUGCUUACUCUGCUCGCAACAACUCAUCCAGCGUUGUCCAGGACUAUUUCAACCACACUCUGGGCGAAGCUUUCUCCCAAUUCGGGAGAGUUUACCAAGAUUAUGCAAAAGCCAUGAGCAGUGUUUCUUUAGGGAUCAUGGAGCUGCUGGGGAUGAGCCUGGGAGUAAACCGAGCACAUUUUAAGGAAUUCUACGAGGAAAACGAGUCGAUUAUGAGACUAAAUUACUAUCCGCCAUGCCAUAAACCGGAGCUCACCUUAGGGACAGGGCCUCAUUGCGAUCCAACAUCAUUAACCAUCCUUCAUCAGGAUACUGUGGGUGGCCUUCAAGUGUUUGCAGACGAUGAAUGGCGCUCCAUUAGCCCUAAAUAUUCCUCUGCUUUCGUUGUUAACAUAGGAGACACCUUCAUGGCGCUUUCAAAUGGGAGAUACAAAAGCUGUCUGCACCGAGCAGUGGUAAACAACAAAACAAGCAGAAAAUCUCUUGCUUUCUUUCUGUGCCCGAAGAAGGAUAAGGUGGUCAGGCCACCAACUGAACUGGUGGACGCCGACAACCCUAGAAUAUAUCCUGACUUUACAUGGCCGAUGCUGCUCCACUUCACUCAGAAACAUUACAGGGCUGACAUGAACACCCUCCAAGCUUUCUCCUACUGGCUUCAACACAAAACACCUGAUCAUCAGGUGAUGAUCUCGUAGAUAAUUAAUUAAUUAAUUUAUUAAUUAAAAUCCUUAUCAUCAUAUAUCUCUCUUUUUAGUUUUAGUUAUUGCUUAUGAUCUGCCCAAGACAAAUUAAUUAAGCAAGCGCUCUGAUGAGUAAUAGGAAAUGCUAGCUAGCUAGUUGUUGGAGCCACCUUGUGAUUUGUUGCUUUUUACGUACAGUGGUGCUGGUAAUUAAGCUGAAGUUAUAUAGACGACCUGCAGAUAGAUCGGUGGGAUUAAUAAACAUUGAAUUAUCGAGCAAUUUUUUAUAUAUCUUGAUCCGUAAUAUAGAAAUUAUAACUAUUUUCUAUGACUAAAUAACCUAUCUAGACUAUUUGGUAGGAAUUUGGUUACUAUUUUCUUAUAAUAAUAGCUAGGAAGUGUUGGAAUAUCUGCCAAGCAAAUGCAUCCAAAAGAGAAGGAAUGGGCUAGAGUGCAUCAAUCAAGUUCGUUUGAUAGAAUUUUCAUGAUUGCAAUUUGGAUAGUUCUUGUGCAAGUAUAUAUUUUGGUUUUAUUCUUCUUCUAUUAUUUCAUAUCUGG
Molecule: messenger RNA, 1850 nt
Organism: Diospyros lotus (date-plum)
Lineage: Eukaryota; Viridiplantae; Streptophyta; Magnoliopsida; Ericales; Ebenaceae
Product: gibberellin 20 oxidase 2-like
Exons: 3
Coding region: 156-1307 (383 amino acids)
Biological process (GO): response to light stimulus; unidimensional cell growth; flower development
Molecular function (GO): gibberellin 20-oxidase activity
Source: RefSeq, a predicted model, not a curated record